CGCAAUUCACGAAGUCGUUUUCGGUUAUAUUUGUAUAUCUCGUUCUUAAUGAAGUAUCUUUUUGAAGAUGUUUCUCAAGUGCUUUGAGUACAAAUUUAUAGAGUUGAUUGUCAGUCUCUUGUAUCUUCAUGGUGUCGCAUGUUUCUUUGUGAAACAUGUUAAAACAAGAAAGUGUAUCUAUGACACAGAACAAAUACACGACCAAGGCCCGCUCUGGGGCAGCCUAUCUUUUCUUGAACUCUCCAACAACUGUCUGGAUCCAGCUGCUCAGUUUCGGUUUCGUAGUGAUAAUGGCGCCAUGUUGAAUUUGAAAAGAAAAGGAUGUCUUGCUAUAUAUGACAAGCGCGGGAUUGAUGAAAUGUUUUUCGUCUACGUUCCUGCUACCCCAGGAGCUAUAAAAGUAUCUGCCUGUGCUGACCACCGGGUUAUAAAACAAACCUCUUGGGGAGGUUUACGUGGAAAAUUUAAUUCUGCAGCCAGGUGUGCAGACCCUGAUGGAUACAUGGAGACGAACAAAAGCUGUGUAGACGGAGAGAAUAAACGUUUUAAUUUUGGUUCAGUUACAUGUUAUGGAGAAACGACAGAGAAUGUCGCCUGUCCUAAAGAUCAGUUCAUGGUGGUAAAAAAUGCAUCUUACCGUGGAUUGUCUUACUCAAAGACAUGUGGUUUGAGUGAUGAUUAUAGUUGUACAGUUGAUGUAACAUGUCUUGUUAAGAAACAAUGUGAUGGUCAACAUGAGUGUAAAAUAACUGUGGAUGAAACCUUGUUCUCUGAUGAUCUGUGUCCUGGAUUGAAAAAAUAUCUUUACUUUGAAUAUCAAUGUAUUGAUACAUCAAAACAAUAUUCAUUAUGUGUGGAUAACGUGUAUCUGUCAUACUCAUCUCUACCAAACGAGGGUUUUUUACAAAUAGAUGCAAAAUAUAAUGGAACCAAGACAGUUUGUUGGCAGAGUUUAAAGAACAACGCCAAGGAUGUUGUUUGUCGUCAACUGGGUUAUACACGAGCAUCCUCUGUUGUUAAUAAGACUGCUAUGUCUAGCAUGAAAGAAGUAUUUUCUGGAAACAUUGACUGCGACGGCAAAGAGCAUCACUUGUCUCAAUGUUCAUUUACAACUUCUCAAAAAAGCUGUUCACAGCUCUCUUACAUCAAAUGUCAUAUUUGCAACAAUCCUCUGUUAGAAGACAAAGAAAGAUUUCCAGAUUCGUCAUUCACUGCCUCAGUUUCUUCAGAAGGUCACAGAGCUUCUGAUGCAAGGAUAUCUAGUGGUAGUUCUUGGUGUGCUCCUGUCUCAGAUGAUAAACAUUAUCUUCAAGUCGACUUAGGAAGACUUUACGUGUUUUAUGCAAUAGCGACAUUUGGCGAUAGCACUGGCUCUAAAUGGGUGACAUCAUUUAACCUUAAUCAUACUAUUGACCUGGUAAACUGGAGACGAGUACAAGAUGGGACGUUAUUUCAAGGCAACAAGAAUGCUUACAAUGACGCAGCCAUAACAAGUUUAAAUGUCAUAACAACAAGAGCUUUACGGUUUAUUCCACUAUCAAAUGAAGGUCAACCUUGUAUGAGAGUUGAGAUCUGUGGUGACACUUUAUAUCCAGACCAACUUAGAAACCUCAUCGUCUUUAACAUCAAGUCACGAAGUGUUGAAAUAUCGUGGAUUGAUCCUGAGAAUCAAGGAUUUACCAACGUAUCAAGAUUUUGGAUUAAAAUGAAGAAAAACGACUCACUUAUUCUAAAUAUAACCACGGAAAAAUUAAAUGAAUAUAAAAUGAAUAAGCUCACUCCAGACACAAGUUAUGAAAUAUCUGUAGCUGCUGGAAACAACGAUGGUUUUGGCGAAGAGAAAAGUAUUAUGUUUUCAACACGAGAGGAUGCUCCAGAAGGUCCUCCACUGAACGUCACAGUCACCACAAAAAAUUCAUCCUCAUUAUCAGUCACGUGGAAUCCUCCUGAAGAAGAGAAAAGAAAUGGCGUGAUCGUCAAUUAUACUGUGUGUAUCUCACAUGAAGAAACUAAACCUUGCUUUAAAGAACAUACUACAGAGAAGAUGAUGUUAGUCAUCGACAGUUUGAAUGCAUCAACCAAAUAUUAUGUUCGUGUUCUUGCAAGUACUAAAGUUGGUCGAGGAAACUACAGUAAAAGUCAGGGAAUAUUUACAAAUGGAGAACGAACAGAGAUGGCCACAAAUAAAACAAUAACUACAUUAACAUUCCCAUUACAAAGCCCUUCGGAUAAUUUUACGUAUUUUUACGUUGUGGCUUUAAGAAUAGAAGACAAUGACAAACUUUCAUCACCCAGCAAUUACGAUAACAAUGAUUUAGUAACAUACGAAAAAGCUAAAACGUCAGCUAAACCAAAACCUUAUAUUGCCGCCGUCAUAACAAGCAGGGAUAAAACUGACAUGUUUAUACUUGGUGAUGGUGGAAAUACAAGUUUUCAAACAACACGAAGACGAAGAUCAACAACAAUUGAUUAUUAUAAUGGACCACUGGAGUCUGGAGCAAGUUACAGUAUUUUUCAAAGGAUUUUUCUUAAUGACAAGGAUGAAUUUUACUCCACGGAUUGGAGCCCUGCUUCAACAACAGUUGGAAAGAUGACAACAUCAGCAACAAACACUCCCAGAACAAUCAGAACUGACUCAAGCACCACCACAAGUAAACAGAGUGAUGAUAACAAUGAAGAAAGCGAUAAUAUUCCAAUAAUUGCUGGUGCAGCAGGUGGCGGAUGUCUUCUUCUUAUCCUGGUCAUAGUUGUGAUCAUUCUGUGUAGAAGAAGACGCAAAGACAAAAAAGAUCAUUACGAUGAAGUGGAUUAUAAACUCGAAGAGAAACCAAGAUUUGCUUCACCCGCGAUCAACGAGGGAUAUCUUGAUCCUAACGACGGUGAUCUUGGUCCCAAAGGGUCGAUUGAAGUACAACAAAACCCCACCGUUGCUGGGGCAGAUGAAGUAGACGUUAGUCCAGUUCAGGAAGAGAAAACAUAUCCUUCAGAUUUUGCAGCUGGUGAUAAAAGUAUCUAUGGCAACCAAGAAGCUGUUGUUGCGAGGAUUCAUAAUCCUGUUCCUGUUGACGAAUUCAGUGAUCACGUGAACAACCGGAGACAAAACGAUAAAAAAGAUUUCAAGCUGGAAUUUGAGGAUUUACCAACUGCCCACAUUUCCAAAGGAGACAUCUCAAAACGAGCGUUUAACAGACAGAAAAACAGAUACGGCAACGCUGUCACGUAUAAUGAUUCUCGCGUCAUUUUGUCUGGUGACGAAAAAUCAGAUUACAUCAAUGCUUCGUACAUCAACGGAUUGGUGGAGAAGAGUUACAUCGCUACACAAGGACCAAAACCAGCAACAGUGAAUGAUUUCUGGAGGAUGAUUUUUGAACACAAAUGUCCAACAAUUGUCAUGUUGACCACAUUGAAAGAAAUGGCAAAGGUAAAAUGUGAGAAAUACUGGCCCGAUGACUCUGGUUUGUAUGGAGAUAUCAAAGUGACUGCCAGAAAAACAAGAAUAUUUGCUGAUUACGUUACUCGAAUAUUCACUGUUGAGAAGGGAGGUGAACAACACGGAGUUCAACAGUUUCAUUUCAAAGCAUGGCCAGACUUUGGUGUUCCUCACUAUCCAACACAGAUUUUAACUUUCAGAGGACAUUUCAAGUCUUUUCAUGAGACUAAAGCUGGGUCAGCUGUCAUUCAUUGCAGCGCUGGAGUUGGUCGAACAGGGGUCUUCAUUGCUGUGGACAAGAUUCUGGAUGAUCUUGACAAAGAAAAGAAAGAUGUGAUCGAUAUCUUUGGCUUUGUGAAGGACAUGAGAACAAGACGAAUGAACAUGGUGCAAACUGCUGAUCAAUAUGUGUUUAUUCAUGAUGCAAUCGUUGAUCACAUCAAGUGUGGAGCGAAUGAAGUUCAAGCAACGCAUGUGAAAUUCGAGAUCAAGAAAUUAUCAGAGCAAACUAACGAAGGCCAGACUGGAUUCGAAGAGAAGUUUAAGCGUUUGAACACAGUCUCACCGAAGUUGAUGGAAGAUCAAUGCGAAGCAGGACUUUUGGAGGAGAACAAGAAGAAGAAUCGAAAGGAACACAUUUAUCCAUCUGAGUCUGGUCGUGCUUGUCUCAGUCAUAUUGAAAAUGUCGCGAACUCGGAUUAUAUAAAUGCUUGUUUUGUCGAUGGUUAUCUUGGCAAGAAUUAUUUUAUUGCUACACAAACACCUCUGAAGGAGACGAUUAACGACUUUUGGAGGAUGGUGACAAAAUAUUGUUCGUCAACAAUCGUCAUGUUGAAUCAGUUGGGUGAAGACGAGGAAUACCCAAUGUUUUGGCCAACCCAGAGAGCUAAACCACAGUCAUUUGGAACCACCACAGUAAUGUUGGAUUCUUUCGUCAAAAAAGAAAAUAUUGUUGUUAGAAAAUUCAUCGUUUCACCCUCAGCGGAUUUGAAAAAUGGUCACAUGCUAAGAUUGGUUCAAUACAUGACGUGGCCAGACCAUGGAGUUCCAAAAAAUGUUAACGAUCUUGUGAAACUUUCGUCUGAAGUUGAAGACGCAAAAAGAGCAGCAGAAAAGAAGGGACCAAUCAUUGUUGUUUGCAGCGAUGGUGCUGGAAGAAGUGGAACGUACAUUGCAAUUUCUAAUCUUGUGGACAGAGUGAAAGUUGUUCAAGUCAUGGACGUCUUUCAGUGCAUCAAAUUGAUCCGUGCAAAGCGUCCACAGUUCGUUGAGACCGCGGCUCAAUUCAAGCUCUGUUAUGAAGCCGUUUCAGCUGUUUUGAAUUCCUUUAAUGAAUAUUCAAACUUUAGCGAUACUCAGACUCAGUAACACAGCAAAAUCAGCACUUCGGAAUCAGCUAGUUAAAUACUUAGGUAUAUAACCGCUUAGUUUUAAUUUAAUCAUCAUGGGAAUUAGGAAAAGACCAAGGACAUGCAGUUCAUAAGAUAUUAUUGAGAUAAUGAAAAUAGAAACCUCCAUAUAUUUUGAAGAUCAGGCUAAAAUAUAUCGCCUGAUGAAUUUAUGUAUACCAUCUGACGAGUCAGUUGAAUAAUAUCAACAUUUGGGGAUUUUUUCCACCGUAUGACAGCGAGAUCGUAGCGUACAUUAUUGUUCCUGGGCACUCAACUAUAGCACUAAUGAAUACGCUGCAUUUCGUAACAAUUAAAGAGGAAAACAGACCUUAGAAAUAGAGUUUCCUUGGAAAUCUAAAUAUCGUCUAUAGCAUUAGCGAUUGUUGGCUUAUAUUUCAUGUCCUAAAUCAACACAUCGACUGUCAUUCAUAAU
Dendronephthya gigantea is the source of this 5254-nucleotide messenger RNA. Its product is annotated as receptor-type tyrosine-protein phosphatase F-like. Lineage: Eukaryota; Metazoa; Cnidaria; Anthozoa; Malacalcyonacea; Nephtheidae. The transcript has 29 exons. Gene Ontology annotation, biological process: protein dephosphorylation. Gene Ontology annotation, cellular component: membrane. The coding region runs from base 68 to 4798 and encodes 1576 amino acids. Gene Ontology annotation, molecular function: protein binding; protein tyrosine phosphatase activity; carbohydrate binding. The record is from RefSeq and is a predicted model, not a curated record.